AAGCGUGGAGCCUCCUCCUCCUCCUCCUCCCCUUUCACAUAAACACUGUGAUUCCCACAGAAACCUCGCACACACACACACACACACACACCACACACACCACACACACGCACGUACAGGUGUCUCCUCUUGUUUUCAGUCCCGUGUUUGAGUCCGUACCUUCUGUUUGGACACAGCCUUGGACUUGAUUUCAUCCCUUGGAGCUGCUCGCACACUCUUCUACUCACCCCCGCGGCUCCUUCCUGAGAGCUGCUGUGACUCGUCGGCUCUCCACCUGUGGACUAUGCCCCCCUCAGUCAGCUGAGGGAGGGGGCUCUGCACCGCUCAGGCUCCUGUCUGGGAAAGGCUUGGGCUGAAACUAAAGAGGAGACGGUUAGGUGAACAGGGAAGCCGUGAAAGUAAAAGCUUUGCAUACUUUCUUUGUGGAUUGACUGUGAUCAAUUGAGUAGCAGAGACAGUGAGGUCGUUGCUGAAGAUGCAAGCCUCAACUGUCUCACCUGUGACCAACACGACGCUACCCGCGAACACAACCACUGUUACAAAGUCCAAAGAACAAAUACUCAUCCAGAGUUCUGGGGCGAUGAUCGCCAUCAUCGUCGUCGGCAUCAUAAUCGUUCUCGCCAUUCUACUAAUCAUCCUGAAGACAUACAACAGGCGGACACAUGUCUCCAGAGUCCUGGGAACCAGCGGUGCCUCCAAACCUCGUCAGAAGCUGUCCCAGUCCACCAUGCAGAGCAGCAUACCGCUGAGCCCCCUCGGAGUCCACUCCGUGUCGGGCAGCAUCCCCAAUUUAACCCCAGCCUCAGAGAACGGCUUCCAGCUGCCCCGCGUGGAGCUGAGCAGCCUGGAGCAAAACCACAUAGAGCAGUCGAGCACCAACAGCGGCUCCACGGCGGUCACUAUACACGAAGCUCCGACAUUAGAUAACACAUAACAGAGAGAGGGUUUAGUCUCACAACAGGCACUGACUGAUGAGUCGUCUUCGUACUGUGUGCUGACUGAAUCCUGUGGAAACUCAAACGUCAGUGUCGUCACCGUCAAUGUCCACCAGCCGAGCCGCUGCCAGCGACUACACAGAUAACAAGAUGUCCUUUUGUUUUUACAAAACAUGAACAAAAACCAGAAAAAACAGACAUGGUGGAUUACAUGAAGGAUUUUGCAUGACAGAAAAACUGAGACUUUGUUGUGAAGAAUUGCUUUCUAGGCUCCAGUCAGUGUUCACAGUGUAGAUGCUAUGUUUCUUACUGUUUGUACUUAUUUUGCAGAUGUGUCACCACUUCUAAUACAAUGAAGAAAAAAAUGUUGUAAAGACUGUAAUGGCUUUAUGUUUCUCUUAAUUAUGUGCAUUUCUAGACGACCACACCGUUUUUGAGUAAAUGUGGAGUAUGUUGAACUUCAAAGACAGUAUGAUAGAAGCUAUGUUUGAAAUACAAUCAUCCUUAUUAAAUGUGGUUUACCCUUAAAUAUAUCAUGUCUUUGUUUUCUGAUCCCAGAUUAGUCUUUGUCAUAUAUAUUUUGUCAGACAUCUUGGUCUCAGCUCAACACCCUGAUGUGAUGUUUCCGUCUGACGCCAAAAGAUUUUGCACUUUAUUUUCAUUGAUCCCUGCAUUUGAAGUGUUUGUGGUUCUCAAAAUGAAAUGAGUUGAAAAUAAAAUUUAAUAUUUGUAUUAA
Labrus mixtus (cuckoo wrasse) is the source of this 1671-nucleotide messenger RNA. It is a transcript of the gene ncmap, whose product is annotated as non-compact myelin associated protein. The record is from RefSeq and is a predicted model, not a curated record. Lineage: Eukaryota; Metazoa; Chordata; Actinopteri; Labriformes; Labridae. Gene Ontology annotation, molecular function: structural constituent of myelin sheath. Gene Ontology annotation, cellular component: Schmidt-Lanterman incisure; plasma membrane; paranode region of axon. The coding region runs from base 476 to 934 and encodes 152 amino acids. Gene Ontology annotation, biological process: regulation of myelination. The transcript is spliced from 5 exons.